Messenger RNA from Procambarus clarkii (red swamp crayfish), 5347 nucleotides. Its product is annotated as TBC1 domain family member 14. Lineage: Eukaryota; Metazoa; Arthropoda; Malacostraca; Decapoda; Cambaridae. The record is from RefSeq and is a predicted model, not a curated record.
AUGGCAGCACCGACGCCUCAGUGGACAAUAACAAGAUGGUGUGGCAGGAGUUCCUUGAUCACCUCUCCCGCUCUCAUGUGUCACCCCGCCCGCACUGACACCUCUCUCGUCACCAACUGUGAUCCCCGGGUGUGUCUCAAGACAUGGACGAUACAACGGAGGGCCGUCCUUGCCGCAGUGACAACCUUCUAGAGAAAAGCGACGGAACAGCUGAUGUGCGUCUGAGGGAUUCCUCGUCUACUCGAAGCGGUAUACAUAAAGUCUCUCUUCGAUUGUCAUUUAAAUCGGAGUCUUUUAAGGCACAGUCUCUUCUCGCUAGAUUUCACAGCUCAAGAAAAUCAGAGAGCGGUAUUAAAGGUGAAUUAAAGGCAGUUAACAGUGGCUCUGGGCUUGGAAUUACCCGUGGAUGGAGUCGUCAAAAACAGGGUAAUAAUUUUGACGUUUCGCAUUGUGUUGAACUAGAGUCUGAAAAUACUUCAGCAAGUCUUCCAGAUGAUCUUAACCAAAAUUCUGACAUAGUUGCAAGUGUGUGUGAUCCCGUGUGUGGUAUCAAUGGUACAGGCCGAACAGAAAGUGAUGAGCCAGGCCCAGAGAAAUCUAUUUCUGGGUCCAUCUCAGAGGAGUCAGCCUUUUUGCCAGUGGGUGGGGAAAAGGUUACAGAAAGUUGGUUUUGCACAUGGCCUGGUCGGCCGAGAAAGCUUAAAAGCUUGAGAAAAAGAUUACUUACAUCAGCAACAAACAAUAAGCAUAAUUCUGAAAUUGUUAAUGUUUGCCAGAACCAUGAGCAUGGUGAAGAAAACCACGAAUCAUCUUGUUUAUUGUCACAAAGUCUGAGUACAGAUGAACAUGAAUCAUGUCUUAUAACAGAGAGCUUAGAUAUGAAACUAGAUACAAAUAAACUUGAGAUGUGUUCCAAAACGCCUGACUUGACAAGUGGCCAUGUCUCUCUUGAUGCAAUAUUAGAAUCAUUGCCUUUAGUGUAUGACCCAUCAACAAAGCAAUUAUGCCUUGGAACUUCCAAAAAGUGUCAAAAUGACUUUUCCAGCAAAAGAAUGUCAAAUGCUAGUAUACAUACCAACUGUGAUAAUGAUGUUUCUCCAGAAAGACAAAAGUUAAAUUUGGGCAAGGAAUACUCAGACUUCAAGGGAAAGGAUGUAGAAUCUCACAUAGAAGAAUUAUUAACAAUUUCUGAUACAGGUGAGGCAACGUCAUUACCUAAAUCAUUAGAAAUUAUUCAAGAGGUUGAUGAGAAUGGUGAAACUUUAAAAUUGAUAGAAAAACUUACGCCGCAGUCGGGCAAUGUCAGUGGAAGUUCUUCCCUGGAAAGAGGUCACUUUGAAAGUCCCAGAAACAGCCUUCAGCGAGUUGGCACAAACAAUUCACUCUCUAUCACAGAUGCCAGUUCCUUCUCCAGUUUAUCAAGUUCCAACACGGAAUUAUCUGCAUAUUCGGCUUCGGAUAGUGCAGUGUGCCUUGGCUCUCACCAAUCUGAUGCUGGAUCUCUGAGAGAUUAUAUACUCACUGAUAUUGAUGGCAAGACUAAGAAAAAAGGAAUCACAGACUUCCUUACUCGGAAUCUAUUUUCAUGGCGUCACAAAGAUGGAAGUACAAGUAAAGCCAAUGAUGCUCCAUCAUCCACGUCAUCCUCACCUGUUCCUUCAUCACCAGUGCCCAGCAGCUCUCCUGGAUGGAGAAUCUUCUCACGGCCAAUUACCAGGGUGCCUAGGUCGCCAGACCUACAGGUCCGCAACAGUGAUCUGGAAGCAGGCAGUGCUGGGCUUAUAAUGGAGAAUCGCCCCACCAACCUCCCGGCAAAAACGGCUUACGAACAGCUCAAACACCGGCAGGAGUACCAACAGAUGGUUUCUGCGGCCAAGAAAAAAGAAUUACGCGAAGCUAAGGAACGGAAAAAAGCACAGGCCACCUUGCAGCGUCAGGAAGAGCAGUUAGCAGCAGCUGUUGCCACUUGGAAUAAUGAAAUAUUACCAAAGUGGGAUACUAUGCACUCACACAAAAAAUGCCGUGAAUUGUGGUGGCAAGGCCUUCCUUCGUGUGUGAGGGGGAAAGUGUGGAAGUUGGCCAUAGGAAAUGAUCUAAAUAUCACUCCACAACUCUACAGCAUUAUGGUUCAAAGGUCUGUAGAAAAGCUGAUGAGCCUUAGUGAGUGUGGGAGUAUGGUUAGCCAGGAGGAUGUGACUAGUGAUUGUGAUGACUUGGAAGGAACCAUAGACCUCAUUCGUCUCGAUGUCUCACGCACGUUUCCUCACCUUUGCAUCUUCCAGAAGGGUGGACCAUACCAUGAUCCUCUUCAUAAUAUCUUAGGAGCUUAUGCCUGCUACCGUCCCGAUGUUGGUUACGUGCAGGGGAUGUCCUUUCUGGCAGCAACACUGCUUCUUAAUAUGGAUGAAGCAGAUGCAUUUAUUACCUUCUCCAACCUCCUCAAUCGACCAGCACACAUGGCAUUCUUCAGGAUGGAUCAGCCAGUGAUGUGUGCCUACUAUAAAGCCUUCGAAGAACUUCUAGCUGCCAAUUUACCACUUAUCGCAGAGCACUUGCAAACAAUUGGAGUUACCCCAGACCUUUAUGUUUUGGACUGGUUGUUGACGGUAUUUGCUCGUCCAUUACCUCUGGAUGCUGCGGUCAGAAUAUGGGACGUUUAUCUAAGAGAUGGGGAGGAGUUUCUCUUAAGGGCUGCCAUUGGUAUCUUGAAGCUGUAUGAAACUGUUAUUACCAAUCAAGAGUGCACUGCCACCGCUGCACAGUUUCUCACUCGUCUACCAGAAGAUCUCUGUGCAGAGGCUUUAUUCCGGGCCAUUGCAUCCGUCCGAACCUCCGCCCACAAACGCACAUUUUCACAGAUCCUUCAAGCGCACAUGGAUGCUGCAGCAAUGACUGCAGUAUGAUUUGUGGCAACUUUUAUACACUAUUUCUGUGUUGUAUAUGUAAUUACAGGAAUGCUUUGUUUAUAAAAAUAAAAUUUUUAAGCCAUUUAAUUUUUUCACAGGCAUUUGUAUUGUUAAUCUCAACAAAUUAGCAAAUGCUGAAAAAUAUUCUAGCUUUGUCAUUUCUAAAAUUUCAGUACAGCAUAUUUUUUUUAAAUUGGUUAUUAUUUCAUCAAUGGUCUCUUGAGGUAUAUAUUUCUAUGGAUAUUUUAAAAGCUUAUCAAGUAUUAGCAUUUUAAUCAAAUCUUACUAAUACUGUACACAGUUCACUUAAAUUGACAAUUAUUAUUUAGAUAUCUGGAAGUUCUUAUGAUUUAGAAAAAUCACUGGAAUUUAUAAUUGUGGGUGAUAACAUGAAUGUUUUUAGCUGAAUGUUUGAUAAUCAUGCUGAAAAGCUUCUUCUGGUGUAUCAUACUCAUAUGGUAGGAUGUCCUUGGCCUUGACAAUAGUACACUGAGUAAUGAUAAUUUCCACAGGACAAUUAUAUUUAUUAACUCAAUCUCGGUAUGUUUUACAUAUGAAAUAUAUCACGGUAUUGUGGUUUCAUUGUGUAUGUUUUGUAUAUUUCUAUAUUACUGUACAAAAGUUAUAAUUGUACACUUACACUGCUCGAUGCAUGGCAAUUUUAAAAUAAGAUUUAACCCCUCGUGUCUUUCACAUGGUCAAGUAAUUAUUUAAUGACGUAAAAUCUAAUUCUGGCCAUUGGUUGAAAAAAUUUUGAAAUUAGUUAUUAACGGUUCAACACCAAGUUUAAACUUCUUAUAAAGUCUUUAGAAACAUACAAUUAAGCAAAACUUUUGCCUUGAUAUUCUAUUUUUUUACUAUUAUUGUAGUUUGUCAUUUAAUAAGCACAUUGAGGGAGAAACUCUUCUUUCAUCACUGCACUGGAAUGAGUUGCUUCGGUUCUUUCUUCUCAAUAUAUCCUUUUGAUUGUGCUCUGUUUUCCUGUUCUUAAUCCAUAUUUUCUCUUAUUUUUGUGUGAUUUUUUCUUUUUAUUAAUCUAUGCUCAUUGAAGCAAUCUUCACACUUCCUAUACUUUCAUCUUGGUGCGUGCAUGAUCCUUUAGCAUGUCUGCAACGUUGGAAAGUUGGUGAAAUGCAUGCAGAGGAUUCUCCUGUGUGUCUUCCCCAUGAGGAGCAGCAUCUUCCAGAGGGUGCAAGGCAUCAACAUAUGAUAGAUGUCGGUGAGGUCACAAUUCAUUGAACAAGGAAGAUUUAGGUCACCUAGAAAACCUGGAAUAUACCUGUGAAAUUAAGCUUUUAAGAUUUUUAAAAGAUCUGAGAAUAAUUGAUUACUUUUUAUUGCCUCGUAUGGGCAAUAAAUGAAGCAACUCAAUGGGAUAGUAUGAACUAUCCCAUUGUUCAACACUAGGGAUAGUGAAGUAUGAAUGCAAUUACACAUGCAUUAUGAUAGAAUACAUUCUAUUUAAUUUGCCUGGUGUCCACAAACCUUAAUUUGUCCGAGUAUACUCAUACGUAACUAGUUCAUUUAUAUCUUGUUCAAAGCUAGACAAUGUGGUAACUCAAUAUUUUAGAAAAUUGCUUAUUACAGUAAAAUUUGCCUUAAAGCAUUUCCCUAGAGGAAAGCUUUUUUGGAAUGGCUGUUAAACUGGGGUCAGUCAUUUAAUCCAUUUUUUUUUUUAAGUUUGUACCAAAAUUGAAUAAAUAAAUGUGGUGGUAGCAUUCAUGAGUGAUAUUGUAUACGAGAUUUAUGGUUUAACAAAAUGGUCUUACUUUUUCAUUCAUUCAAUCUGCCAUGAGGACUGUGUGUGUGUUGUUAAAGAUUUACCACAACUGCCAUGAUACAUCAGAUGCUAUUUAAAAAUAAAAAAAUGGGUUCUAUUUUUUGUUACUAUUGUAAACAAACAUGAAAUAGAAUUUGUGUUGUUACACGUUAGGGAAUUAUUUAGUACCUGGUUAAAAAAAAAUAGAAGUGCAAAAAUACACACUUUUUUUUCCUCCCUCCCUCCCCCCCCCCCCCAAAGGGCACAGUAUGUGUGUGUGUGUGUGUGUGCGUAAAUUAUUACCUGUAUACUCCUUCAAUAUUGAUCUGAUAAUUUAGGUGUUAUUUGUUGAACAACAUAGAGCCAAAUAUAGUCACCUUGGCUUGUUAUAUGAUCUUCAGGCAUAAGGUUUCAGCGUUACUUGUGGUGCUCUGUAGGUCUGAAGCAUAGCAAGAAUUCUAGAUGCAAAUACUGUAAUUUAGUUUGUUAAUACAUUUACAUCCUCUAGAUCUGUGAUAACAAAAUACUCAGUGCAUCUUUCCUUUGUAAUAGCAGAUAUUUUUUCCUUGGACUUUCCACAGGUAGGAAUUUUAAAUGAACAUUUACAAGGAUAUUUAAAUAUACGUUUUUUUUUAAGGUUUGUGAGUUUUGUUAAUUUCUGCCAUAUAAAUAAAUAAAUAAA